This is a messenger RNA of Hemicordylus capensis (graceful crag lizard), 3151 nucleotides long. It is a transcript of the gene GPR17, whose product is annotated as G protein-coupled receptor 17. Lineage: Eukaryota; Metazoa; Chordata; Lepidosauria; Squamata; Cordylidae. The coding region runs from base 447 to 1463 and encodes 338 amino acids. Gene Ontology annotation, biological process: phospholipase C-activating G protein-coupled receptor signaling pathway; positive regulation of Rho protein signal transduction. Gene Ontology annotation, cellular component: membrane. The transcript is spliced from 2 exons. The record is from RefSeq and is a predicted model, not a curated record. Gene Ontology annotation, molecular function: G protein-coupled receptor activity.
UCCCUUUCCACAACUCUCUUCAAGCCCUCUAAAAUGGUCACAGGGCUCCAAAGACUCCGUGUUAAAGGCAGAAGUUCAGAGAGAGAGAGGCUUUAAUGAGCAGGACAAACAUUGGAAUAUUCAUAAACACAACAGCAACUCCCCCGUCCAAGCAUUCAGCUGGAAUGAAAACUGUCUUUCACAGCAAGUGUGUUAUCUACCCUCCUCUUAUGUGCAAGAUGAUAAUGGACUAUCAUCACUAGCAGGUCUCUAUAUAGUGGAGCUCCCUCUUCCUUUCCCACUGAGUCCACCACAGUCUGUGUCUUCUGGAUCCAUCAUACAAUUUUUAGCCCUGCUUCCUUUUCAACAUUUGCGGUCUACCGUAGGAAGCUAACCAGAUCUUCACUCCUCAUCUCUACAGGACUGCAAGCUGCAAAAGGUUCACAUUUCAAAGCCUACAGUGAGGAAUGAACAGCCUAGCAGACUCUUCAGGCCUGCUCUUCAACGCUUCCCUGGAAAGUUCAGAGCAAUGUGGCAAAGAGACCCCUAUGGAGAACAUCCUUUUUGCUACUUUCUAUCUUCUGGAUUUCAUCCUAGCCUUUGUUGGCAACGCUCUGGCUCUUUGGCUUUUCAUCCGGGACCAAAAGUCAAACACUCCGGCCAACAUUUUCCUGAUGCACCUCGCUGUAGCCGAUCUGUCUUUUGUGCUGGUGUUACCCACUCGACUGGUAUACCACUUUUCAGGCAAUCACUGGCCGUUUGGAGAGAUCCCAUGCCGACUUACAGGCUUCCUUUUCUACCUCAACAUGUAUGCCAGCAUCUAUUUCCUCAUGUGCAUCAGCGUAGAUCGCUUCCUUGCUAUUGUGCACCCUGUAAAGUCCAUAAAACUCCGCAGGUCACUCUAUGCCCAUUUGGCCUGUGCCUUCCUGUGGGUUAUAGUUGCUGUGGCAAUGGCACCUCUUUUGGUCAGCGUGCAGACAGCUGAGAUGAACAACACCAUCAUCUGCCUACAGCUCUACAGAGAAAAAGCAUCACGACAUGCUCUUGUGUCACUGGCUGUGGCAUUUACUCUUCCAUUUUUUACUACAGUGACCUGCUACUUACUGAUUAUACGCAGCCUGAAGCGAGGGAACAGAGUUGAGAAACAUCUAAAGGAAAAAGCCAUCAAAAUGAUAAUCAUGGUUCUUAUGAUCUUCCUGAUCUGCUUUGUGCCUUAUCAUGUCAACCGCUACAUUUAUAUCCUCAAUUAUGAUGGAAUGAAGACUUCCUGUGAAAUGCAACGGAUCUUGGCUCUUGGCAAUCGUAUUACUUCUUGCCUCACCAGCCUGAAUGGUGCCCUAGAUCCUGUCAUGUAUUUCUUUGUAGCCGAGAAGUUCCGAGAGGCCUUGUGUGGUUUGUUUUGCAGCAAAAAGGUGGCACGGCUACCUUCAAGCUGCGAUGGGAAAACAAAUGACAGCUCCCUGAGUGCUAAAUCUGAACUGUAAAUAUUUUAACACACUUUUUUUAACAAAUCAUUUCUAUCUGGCACAAGAAAAUUCCCUAGACAGUGGAGCAGUGCUUCUCCAAGAACAUAGCCAAAGCUUAUUCUUCACUGUUGAGAAAUUAUGGAAGAAUACCCAGCAAUUUUCACAUAUUACCACCAGCAAAUAAUUCCCAGUGGAAGGUAGACUACAACUUCAGUUUAUAGCGGCAUAGCCUGUAUUAGCUGGACUUCUGGCUGCCUGGUCUUAAUAACAGUAACUGAAUAACUGGGGAUUAAGGAAGAAAGCAAGUACUUAAUAGUCAUGAUUGUACCAUAAAAUAAUUUUGCACUGAAAUACAGAUACUGUAUCUGUAGUUGAAGCAGAUACAGUAGGAUUAGGCUCUGAUAACAAAUAAGUAGACUGCUAGGCUAAGAUUUAGUGGCUUGACAUGUGCAACUUGCCCUGAAGUUCUUUGUUGCUCGUGCCGGAAAUAUUAUCCAAUGAAUUCAGAGAUUCCAUUCAGAACUGAAAAAAUUAAGUCAAUAUCUAGAUCUAAAUAAAGAUCCAUAUUCACAAUUUUUUUUUAAAAGGGAAGCAGACAUUGGCUCCACCACAGCUGCAACAAAGGAAGAACAUUCCGAUUCUUUAGAGAGCUCAAACUAUUGUCUCACCACUGAUUUGUUGACUCUUCACUGCACUGCACAGGAUAUAAAAAUCACAGCAGCACUUCAAAGUCUCCUUUGUUAGGGCUUUGGCUGUAGGUUAUUAGUUGCAGCAGCAGCAGCUUUAGAACAAUGAUUUAACACAAUUUAUGUCAUUUUGUGAGAAAGCUUCUAUAGGAGUGUAUGUGGUUAAUCCCACACACAUAAAAGACUUAAAGUUUUUGAUGGCACUUGCUACAAAUCACUAACCUGAUUCAGUUCAACAGCCCUUGCUGAUGCACUUCACUUAGUGAUGCCACCUUUGCUGGUGCAGUUGUCCUUACUUCAAGCAGACUGCACUCAUCACAGCUACCUAAGCAGCAUAAGGAUCCUUAAUCCUGAGUAACUGAACCAAUAUAUCAGCCUGUUCUUCUAACAUAACAUUACUGCAAGUCAUUUUUGGUGGUCUCCACUUAUGCUAAAACCUAAGCACUUGUGUGCUAUGCAGCAAGUUAGUAAGCCUACAUUUCCCAAAAGUAGCAGGAAGACAAAUGCUGUCUCCAAAUGCUGCCACAUUAUGGGUGCAUGCAGCUUGACUGUUAGCUACAGAAUCUUCCUAAUUGCAUUCCUAUAACGUACACUGCAUUUACCAAAAAUAGAUUGCAACUAACUAAUCAGGGGCACAAACCACAAUAUGCUGACCCUCUUUAUUAGCUCUACAAGUCAAUUCACAGGGCUACAUAGAAAAUAUAUCAAAAGAAGAUUGUUUCAGAGAGUUCAUGCUAUGAACAAGAUAAGUAUGUAAUUCUUCCACAGCUGUGCCAUUUACUGGUCAUCAUUUCAGUGGAUCUUGUUAUCAGACACAGUGAUGCCUGAAGUUAGCACUGAAUGUUGCUGCACAGAGCAUUAAUCUCUAGGUUUUCUACUUGACUUCCUUGAGAUGCUUUUGUAUGAUCCUUUGUACCCAUAUUUACUUGUUCAUAUUUUAUUCAUUCUUUUAAAUAUACUUGUUCUACAUCUAAAAGUGUUUAAAUUCAAAGAGAGAAUAAAGCAGUUAUGUUAAUCAAA